Molecule: messenger RNA, 504 nt
Organism: Emericellopsis atlantica
Lineage: Eukaryota; Fungi; Ascomycota; Sordariomycetes; Hypocreales; Bionectriaceae
Exons: 2
Coding region: 1-504 (167 amino acids)
Source: RefSeq, a predicted model, not a curated record
AUGUACUCUAUCAACCACCUCACCAGCGCCCUCCUGAUGGCGACCUCCGUCCUCGCAGCGCCUCAGCCUGAGAUGAUCGAAAAGCGCCACCCUGUGGACUUUGUGGGCGCCUGUGAGAUGUUCAGACCCGCUCCCAAUGAGCUUGGUCUCCUGACCGCUGGCGGCGUCGAGCUCGCCUGGGACGGCAACAACCUUGGCAACAAAGCCUCGGAUAAGGCUGCCGUCUUGUUCGACUCCAACUGCAACAUCAUCUCAUCGACCAAUUGGCGAACUAUGAGCCCAGGGUUUAGCAUUGAAUGGACGUGGGAAGGGGGACUGGUCAUCAGCGCUAAGACCUCCUGGAUUGGCUACGACAUCACUCCGCCGACAAUCUGGGUCAAUGGCGAAGAGCCUUACAAGCUUUGCAUGGAUACGCAGCAUAAGAUGAACGGUCUCAAUGCCGGAGACUGGCGCUCUUGCAACUUCCAGCACAACGGCCUUUAUGGUGGCUUGGAUGCCUUGUAA